Messenger RNA from Etheostoma cragini (Arkansas darter), 492 nucleotides. RefSeq names its product BTB/POZ domain-containing protein KCTD3-like. The annotation marks the transcript as partial. The record is from RefSeq and is a predicted model, not a curated record. The transcript has 2 exons. NCBI's taxonomy places the organism in Eukaryota, Metazoa, Chordata, Actinopteri, Perciformes, Percidae.
GGUGUGUGUGUGUGUGUUUGUUUGUCUCUCUUUGCGUGCGUGUGUCUGUGUGUGUCUCUGUGUGUGUGUCUCAGGGUGUGUGAGGUGCGUUCGGUGGACAGCUCGUCCAUCACGGCCUUCAUGGUCCACGAGUGCGAGGGCUCGAGCCGCAUCGGCUCGCGGCCGCGGCGCUACCUGUUCAGUGGCCAUGGCAACGGCAGCAUCCAGAUGUGGGACCUGACGACCGCCAUGGAGAUCGCCGGCAAGGUCGACAUCAGAGCGCUGGGCGGGCCAACGGAGGAGGAGCUGCUGGAGCUGUUGGACCAGUGUGACCUGGCUCUGACCCGAACACCUGACAGCACGCCGAGAGCCUCCACCUGCAGGUACGCCACCACACCACCACAACACCACCACCACGCCACCACAACACCACCACAACGCCACCACCACAACACCACAACACCACCACAACGCCACCACCACAACACCACAACACCACCAUCACCCCACCAC